Coregonus sp. 'balchen' is the source of this 2791-nucleotide messenger RNA. Lineage: Eukaryota; Metazoa; Chordata; Actinopteri; Salmoniformes; Salmonidae. The record is from the annotation of a GenBank genome assembly.
AUGGACCAACGCCACCAGUCCCACCACAGACCACAACAUCCAAACUCCAAUCACCACGACAACCACCAGUCAACAUUCAAGAGAGACAUGGAUGACAGUGGGAGAGGUCAUUUCCAACACAAGCGCUUCAGACCCGGUCAUCAGAACCAUCACCAGGCUGGCCCUUCAACACCCCCAUCCAGCCCCCCGACCCAGAGCCUGAGCGUACAACGACAGCUGUACGAGAGAGACUUCCCCUUAUACAAACAGCCUGUGGAGGUGGGAAAUUUCUCCCUGGACUCUGAGCGCAGGUUUUUCAACGACGCCCGGCAGCUGCGUUACUACAUGGAGCCAGAGAAGAGUUGUCCUAACUUCGACCUGAGGGACGGGUACAGGGGCCGCUUCGUCAAGAGGGACGACAGGGUGAAGGAGAAACUGGACCACAUCCUCAGAUGGAUCCUGGCAAACAGGUCCAAGCUGCAGUCGAAGGACACAGCUGCUUCUUCUUCCCCAUGGUAAGCACCACUAGUGGCAGUUUAAGAGAUGUUAUUUUGAUUGAUACAAUAUUCAUCAAUAGCAACACUUUUCUGUCUAGUUAUACAGAUAUAGGCCCACUAAUCGUCAGUCAUCAAGGCCAUAAACAUUUCAGAAUGGGAUCAGUUGUGAUGGACACAAUAUUCAAUAUACACACACUCAAUAUCCUCAGUCAAUCCUGUGAUUCCCAGUCACCAGGAAUGACUGGGACUAUAUUGACCUGUGUGUUCUGUCGGACAUGUAUUCUUUGAUCGACCUCUCCUACCAGUGCAUUAGGUGUAGACAUUGUGACAUGGCGCGGCCACCUGACCAAGCUGUUGACCACGCCCUAUGAGACCCGGGAGGGCUGGCUGCUGGCUGUGACCAGGAUGGGGGGGACACUGUACAUCAGUGAGGUGGAGACCGAGGCUGCACGCCGGGACCGGGAGAACCGCACUGAGAGGCAUGAGGAGAUGAUGUACUGGGGGUACAAAUUUGAACAGUACACCUGUGCAGGUAGAGGAUGGCUUCUUGUAUUCCUCUUUUGCUGUAUGCACUGAGUUGUUGUUAUGUUGUGGUGGACUACUUUCAGAUGGUUGAUUGCUGAUAGUUUUUAUUGAUGGUUUUAUAUCAAUAUGACUUGAGAUUGGUGUACAGUACCUGAAUAACCUACACCCAGACAUGCAUGAUAUUUCUCAUACUUGGGAUGCUAGUUGGAGGCCUUGGAUGGUUUUGAAAUGUCUCUAAUCUUCUUUCAGAUGACGCCCGGAGUCUUCCAGAUCCAGGUGGGGUUGUGAACACCAACGAGGCCUUCUGCACUGUGGUCCAGACCCGGCUAGCUGAGCACAGAUUGCUGUUCUCUGGCGAGGUGGACUGUCGGGACAAAGACCCCAAGGCCCCAUCUCCUCCAGCCUGCUACAUCGAGAUGAAGACCUCACUGGAAAUCUCCACCCCCAAACAACGCAGCAACUUCCACAGGUAAUCUAUCCCAGAUACACUCUACACUAGCCCUACGGCCCUAUUAUGGAGAUGAUUGCACAUCUAUAUCUUAUAUCUCUGGAUAUCUGCAGUAGGGCAAUUCCAUGUUAAUGGAAUUAGGCUGAGACUCAGAUUUUUCACUUUAAAAUGUAUACCAAACAAAAGCUAUUGAUUUCAAAGUUUAACAAACCCUACAACUCUAUGCACACUGACUAUGUUGAACAAUUUACACAGUAAAAAAAAACAUUUACUUGAAAAACUGUGCAGGUGCAAAGUUUGGUAACAUAAUUACGGUAAAAUCUUCCUCAGUUUUAUUCUGUUACCAAACUUUGUAUCUGCACAGUUCUUCCUGUAAAUGUGUUUUUGUAACAUUUUCUGUGGAAAUUCUUAAAGUAGUCUUUGUGCAUAGAGUUGAAUGGUUCGUUAAACUUUUCAAUUGUUUUUUUUAUACAUACAUUUUAAAGUGAAAAAUCGGAGUCUCAGUGUAAUUCUGCUACCAUGGAAUUGCCCAGUAAGCAGCUCUGUUGUCCCCGUCAGGUAAAGACUGGCUGAUGAAUAUACACAGAAUGAGACUGGAACCAAAGCUAGCUCCUCACAUCUUCAGUUGGAACAUUUUCCCAAGAGAGUGAAAAUGUGUGUUUUCUCUUGUGUAUGUUCUCCAUCCAGGUUUAAACUACUAAAGUGGUGGGCCCAGUCCUUUCUUCCUGGGGUGCCGCGAAUCGUAGCCGGUUUCCGUGAUCAUGACGGAGUGGUUGUGUCUGUGGAGACUUACCACAUCUCCAAGAUAUCUCAGCUUAUCAAGGUACAGUUCGGGUUUUAUUUUCUUCUGAAAAAGAACAUACACAUUUGUAACAAGUCUCAUACCAGAAACCCAGUAUGUCUGAGAAAUAUAGGAUGCCUAUUUUGUGAGUUUAAAAACAAUGUGCAUGCGUGUUUGUCCUAAGUGGUCGUCUCUAUUCUCUCAUAUAGAAUGAAACCAACUGCUGGAAGCCAACUGUCUGCAUGAACUUCUGCUGUGAAUUCCUGUCCUUCGUGAAGAGUGUGGUCACAGAAGACAAUCCCAGGUGAUGCUUGAUAUGGUCAAGAUUCUUUUUACAGUACUUUUUUUUUUUUUUUAAGCUUAAGAGAACUUGCUAUUGCAUGCAGUCGAGUUUCCCUAGAAACGUUCUGACUCUAGUUAACUAUGUUAUUUCUUUCUCUCAGGGUGGUGCACCUGUUCUCAUGGGAUCCACACCGAGACGUCACCUACUCCAUCCACAGAGACUCUCAGUACUCCUUCCUACCAGACUGGUACGUCAGGGAGAUGACCAGUUCAACCAGU